Messenger RNA from Bufo bufo (common toad), 1014 nucleotides. RefSeq names its product cellular communication network factor 6 (gene CCN6). Gene Ontology annotation, molecular function: integrin binding; heparin binding. The record is from RefSeq and is a predicted model, not a curated record. Gene Ontology annotation, cellular component: extracellular matrix; extracellular region. The transcript has 4 exons. Lineage: Eukaryota; Metazoa; Chordata; Amphibia; Anura; Bufonidae. The coding region runs from base 1 to 1014 and encodes 337 amino acids. Gene Ontology annotation, biological process: signal transduction; cell adhesion.
AUGCUUCAGUUUGUUUGCAGUGCUGAAGAACCUGCAAACUCAGUCAUGACACCGGAUAAAGCAGCAGAGGCGGAGGUCUUCCAGCGGAGGGAGUUUUGUCGCUGGCCAUGUAAAUGCUCCCAUCAGCGAUCAUGCCUGUUGGGUGUAAGUCUGGUCAAGGAUGGCUGUGGAUGCUGUAAAAUCUGUGCCAAACAACUCUGGGAAAGUUGUAAUGAAGCAGAAGUAUGCGACCAACACAGAGGUCUGUACUGUGACUACUCUGCUGAUGCGCCCAAAUAUGAAGUUGGGAUUUGUAAAUAUAUAUUUGCUGUCGGAUGUGAACUCAACGGAGUGCUUUAUCAAAAUGGCCAGUCUUUCCAGCCCAGUCCCUUUUACACAUGUCUGUGUAUAAGUGAUACAAUUGGAUGUACUCCUAUACUUCAUUCCAAAGAAUCUGAUAGCUGCUGUACAGAUGCCACUGGACUCAUGAAAAAGGCUGAUCUAACAAACUGUGCAUUGGAGAAGAACCCCACAAUGGCCGACUACAAAUUCAUACCAGUGUACAGGAUUUUGCCACUCGUUUGGAAAAGAAAAUGUCUUGUGCAGGCAACUGCAUGGAGUCCAUGUUCUAAAACAUGUGGAAUGGGCAUAUCUAUACGGGUUACCAAUGAGAAUAGCAAAUGUGAAAUGAGAAAAGACAGGCGACUCUGCUUCCUCAGGCCAUGUAAUACAACUCUGCUCAGUAAUGUAAAGAUCCCUAAAGGAAAAACCUGCCAGCCUACGUUCAAAGACCCCCAACCUGUUAAACUGUCUCUCUCUGAGUGCUCUACGGUGCAAAGCUAUCGGCCCACAUAUUGCGGAGUGUGCACGGAUCAGAGAUGCUGCAUUCCCAACAAAUCUAAAAUGAUAACUAUCCAUUUCCAAUGUCCUAGUGAGGGAUCAUUCUCUUGGAAAAUGAUGUGGAUCACAUCCUGUGUUUGUCAAAAGACCUGUACUGACCCUGGGGAUAUAUUUUCUCAUCUUAAAAUUUUGUGA